Messenger RNA from Papilio polytes (common Mormon), 1086 nucleotides. RefSeq lists its product as uncharacterized. Gene Ontology annotation, biological process: G protein-coupled receptor signaling pathway. The record is from RefSeq and is a predicted model, not a curated record. Lineage: Eukaryota; Metazoa; Arthropoda; Insecta; Lepidoptera; Papilionidae. The transcript has a single exon. Gene Ontology annotation, molecular function: G protein-coupled receptor activity. Gene Ontology annotation, cellular component: plasma membrane. The annotation marks the transcript as partial.
CACGUAGAAAUUGUACCUUUUGCUUUUUCUUCUAUUGCAGUCCUAUCCUGGCGAUCGCAGAGCAUCACACAGUGACACGGCAAGAUGGCACAGUCUACUCACAAUGCCUCACGCAAGCUGUUACCUACUGGCAAAUUACAUUCUUCAUUAUGGUCAUAAUACUGCUCUAUGUACUCCCCUUAUUUAUACUUAUAGUUCUCUACAGUAUUAUAGCUAAAAAUCUUAUCACAGCAGCAUCUAAAGUUGUAUUAAACAAAACAGUCGACCCAUACAAUACGAGAGCUAGAAAACAAGUGAUAUUAAUGCUUGGGACUGUGGUUUUAUGCUUUUUCUUAUGUCUAAUGCCUUACAGAGUUCUAAUAAUGUGGAUAAUAGUAACACCAUCAGAGCUCUCAGAUACUGUAAGUCCUGAAAAAUGGUAUAAUUUACUUUAUUUCUCGAGAAUAAUGUUGUAUAUUAACUCGGCUAUAAAUCCAAUUUUAUACAAUUUGAUGUCAUCUAAAUUUCGAAUUGGUUUUUGCAAGAUUUGCAUUUGUAAUAAACAUUUCGCUGAAAGAAGUCAGAAUAGACGUGUGCAAAGAACAGCAACAAAUGGUUCAACAACUAGCAGCAGUUUGUCAAGAACAACAAACAGUUUAAAGAAAUUCUUCAGUCAUAGAAGCAGUAUUGAAAAGAGUAAUGAAUCUGAGAGCAAAGAUAAAGAGAAAAGGCAUGGCUUUUAUAGAAUGUUUACAAGUAAACGGUUUAUUAGACAACAAUCUGCCCCAAUUUGUCCCAGUCCUAAAGCGAAUAAGAUUAGCAGAAUGAGGAGCGAAGGAAACAUACUUGAAGUUGAUUCGUUUGAGGUCGAUCGUAAAAUAAAUCGCUAUCCUAAAGAUGUCGCGUCAAAAUUUAUUGGUCAUUCCAAUGUUAGUACUAAAAAUAGAACAGAUAUAGAAAUGGAUUUGACUCGUUCCCAAGGAUCUUUGAGGCGUAGCGUUUUAAUAAACAGCGCUAAGGGAAAAAGUUUCGAAGGAGACAGUAAAAAGUUCGUUUCGUACCAAAAGAUAAGGGUCGAAUGUGUGGUCGGCUUUCAGAAGUCGAGGA